CUCUGACCCUGGACUAUCAGCCGGAGCAAUGAUGGGAAGCAGAUUUCACCCUCCGUGGUUCUGCCUCUUCCUUCUGAUUCUCUGUCAGGGAAGUGAAGGGUCCGAAGCUGAGCACAGGCUCUUCUCCGUCAUCUUCUCCAGCUACAACCCGUUCAUCCGUCCUGUGGAAAACGUGUCCGACCCGGUUGUGGUUCAGUUCGAGGUGUCGAUGUCACAGCUGGUCAAAGUGGAUGAAAUCAAUCAGAUCAUGGAGACGAAUCUCUGGCUCAGACACAUCUGGAAUGACUACAAGCUGAAGUGGAACCCCAAAGAUUUCGGAGGAGUGGAGUUCAUCCGAGUGCCGUCCAACAGGAUUUGGAAACCUGACAUCGUGCUUUACAACAACGCAGUGGGAGACUUCCAGGUGGAUGACAAGACGAAAGCGCUGCUCCGGUACAACGGCGACGUCACCUGGAUCCCGCCGGCCAUAUUCAAAAGCUCCUGCAAGAUCGACGUCACCUACUUCCCCUUCGACUACCAAAACUGCACCAUGAAGUUCGGCUCGUGGACGUACGACAAGGCCAAGAUCGACCUGGUUCUCAUCGGGUCCACCAUCAACCUCAAGGACUUCUGGGAGAGCGGCGAGUGGGUCAUCAUCGACGCGCCGGGCUACAAGCAUGACAUCAAGUACAACUGCUGCGAGGAGAUCUACACGGACAUCACCUACUCGCUCUACAUCCGCCGCCUGCCGCUGUUCUACACCAUCAACAUGAUCAUCCCCUGCCUCCUCAUCUCUUUCCUCACCGUCCUGGUCUUCUACCUGCCGUCGGACUGCGGCGAGAAGGUCACCCUGUGCAUCUCCGUCCUGCUCUCCUUGACCGUCUUCCUCCUGGUGAUAACGGAAACCAUCCCGUCCACCUCGCUCGUCAUCCCGCUGAUCGGGGAGUAUCUCCUCUUCACCAUGAUCUUCGUCACGCUCUCCAUCGUCAUCACCGUCUUCGUCCUCAACGUGCACUACCGCACGCCCAAGACGCACACGAUGCCCUGCUGGGUCCGCCGGGUGUUCCUGGGGCUCUUGCCGAGAGUGAUGUUUAUGACCAGGCCGGACAGAGACCCCGAGAAGGAGACGGAAAACACCCAGAAGAUGAACUCAAGACCAUGUGCGGUUCAUUCUUCGCUGCACAAACAGUUCAAACCUCAAGCUCUGGCGUCCAGCGUCGUGUCGAGCCUCACGAGCCGCCAGAGGAUCUUCAACAAUACCGAGCUCUCCAAUCUCAACAACCUGAGCCACGACCCCUCCAAGGGUCCUGGGUUCAUGUGCUCUGAGGGUCGAUGCAACUGCUGCUGGAAUCAAAGGACCAGCAAGCUUCCCUCCGAUGCCGGAGGAGGCAGCGGAGGACUCGGCAGCCUGGGCGUCUUGACUGGAGGCGGCAGUGUCGGGGUAACGGGAGGGAGUCAGUGCUCUAGCUCAGAGUCUCUGAAUGGAGGACUGAUGACUCUGCUGCCACUUUCCCCGGAGGUCAGGGACGCCAUCGAGAGCGUGAAAUACAUCGCAGAGAACAUGAGGCUGCAGAAUGAAGCCAAAGAGGUGCAGGACGACUGGAAGUACGUCGCCAUGGUGAUCGACAGGAUCUUUCUCUGGGUGUUUGUCCUGGUCUGCAUCCUGGGGACAGCUGGGCUCUUCCUCCAGCCGCUGCUACUGGGCGAGGAAAUCUGACAUGUUUUCUAAUUCAUGCUUUUUUUAACCAAAGGUGAAGUGUCUCGAUACGAGAAGAAGGGUUUGUCAAGGUCAAGAGGAGGAAGUCGAAUGGAAAACUUCAUGCAUUUUUCACAUCACCCCCGAAUGAUGCAAUAUAUGUUUGGUUUUCUUGUAUUUGCUUUUAUUGUGUGUACAUCUCUUGUUAGCAGGACGCCCGACCUGGAAUCUAUUCAGACACCAGUAGUGACCACAAGUGGUGGUAGGUGGUUAUCACAUGUGAGAAAAACCACAAGGGCUACA
Messenger RNA from Synchiropus splendidus (mandarinfish), 1978 nucleotides. It is a transcript of the gene chrna3, whose product is annotated as cholinergic receptor, nicotinic, alpha 3. Bases 29 to 1696 code for a protein of 555 amino acids. The transcript is spliced from 6 exons. NCBI's taxonomy places the organism in Eukaryota, Metazoa, Chordata, Actinopteri, Syngnathiformes, Callionymidae. The record is from RefSeq and is a predicted model, not a curated record. Gene Ontology annotation, molecular function: acetylcholine-gated monoatomic cation-selective channel activity; transmembrane signaling receptor activity. Gene Ontology annotation, cellular component: neuron projection; postsynaptic membrane; synapse. Gene Ontology annotation, biological process: signal transduction; regulation of membrane potential; nervous system process.